CAAGACACCAACCACUUCAUCAGUGCUCUGACCACCAAUCCAUUUCACUUUCUCAUCUUUCUUUCAUUUUACGAGGAAGUUUUCAUUCGAUCUAACUCAAGUCUCAUUAUUUCAAUCAACUUAUUAUUAUCAAGAAUUUACUUAUUUUAAAACAUACUUAUAAACGAUGGGUAAAAAUAAGAAAGAAGCACAACAGGAAAUUCCGGCUCAUAUGGUUUGUGAUGAAGGAGGUUUUUAUAGUUUUCGAUUCGCAAAGGAAGUUGGAUGUUGUGAUAGAUGUACCUGCAUAUUCUGCUUUCCAUGUUAUGCGAUUUGUUCUUGCCUGAUGUCUGAAGGUGCUGCAUUUGCGAACCCUUUGUUUGAACAAAUGUGUUGUUCAAAAGGUCAAGAUCAAGGUGAAGACGCUGGAAAGGCAGUUUGUCGUAAAUGUGGAUUGACAGAAAUUGAAGCAAGAGAUCUUUCUGAUGCUCGAGGAGCAGAAGCCCAAGAAGGCAAACGUACCACCGGGUAUUUCUCAAAUGCGAUGUCAAUGCCUGGAGCUUCAACUUCUAAUCAGACCCCAGUGACUUCACCUGUUCAUCCUACCAAUCCUGAUCAGAUUGUUGAAGACUAAGCUUCUCCUCGCCCCUCAGUCAAACGCGUUCUGAUUAUCUCUCAAAGCAUCAUGAGCGGUCAUAUUUCGAGCAUGCCGCAGUUGCUUGUCCUCUAGUCGGCUCAGGCUUCGUCAGAAACUUGAUAUCUUUGACUUCUCGUCUCAAGCAUUCCAGCUCCAUCACAAGCAAAACACUCUGAUCCAGUUUUUCCUUCGAUCCUUCAACCUAUGCUAAUUUCUCAUAGACUACCACAAUUGUGUACCUAUGUACCUUUCUUCAAUCAUUUUCCCUCAUGCCAUUGUGUUUAAACCCAAGAAACGGUUUUUUUUGCUAACCUUCCUUCGUGUUUCUAUCAAAUCAAAUUUAUAUUUAUAUCUUUGUUUUUUUCUUACUUGAUGAAUUACACUGAUGAUAUAAUUUGUUCUAUUUUUAUAAACUAUACCGGUUUUUUUAUAAUGGUUAUACAGACUUCUCGGAUCUUUUAUCUUAUUAUUUUACUCAUUAGAAUCAUUUAUAUCCUUGGUGACAAACUUGCUGUAUCGAAGUGAUGAUUGUGUUUAUUGAAUAACUUCAUUUUUUUUCCAUCUAGAGAUUUCUUCAUUCAUUUUGUGGAGUUUUUUUGGAUAACUUCUAUGUAUCCUACCUUUUUUCUUUUAUGACUGGUUUGCCAAUCGAAGUGAGGAUGUGAGUUUUGAUUCGGAAUGACGUAUAUGAUUGGAUUGGUGUUUGAUU
Molecule: messenger RNA, 1325 nt
Organism: Melampsora larici-populina 98AG31
Lineage: Eukaryota; Fungi; Basidiomycota; Pucciniomycetes; Pucciniales; Melampsoraceae
Exons: 5
Coding region: 167-613 (148 amino acids)
Source: RefSeq, a predicted model, not a curated record